AUGCUGGGCGGCGCGAGGCGGCGGGCGAUGCUGGCGCUGUCGGGGGCCGCGGGCGGCGGCGGCGGCGGCGGCGGCGGGGCGGCGCGAGGCCCGCGUGGCGGCUCGCCCCCGGGGGUCGGCGCGGCGCCUGCCCCGCAAGGGCCGCCGGGCGCCCCCAGCCCCGCGCGGGUGUUGCCGGCGUGCCCCGUGGGCGGCGCGGUGGAGGCGGCGGCGGCGGCCCUGCGGGCGGGCGGCCUAGUGGCCGUGCCCACCGACACCGUCUACGGCGUGGCCUGCCUGGCGCAGGACUCGCGGGCCCUCCGGGCGCUCUACCGGCUGAAGGGGCGCGCCGGGAGCAAGCCGGUGGCCGUCUGCCUGCCGGACCUCGAGCACGUGUACAGAUACUGCAACGUCAGCCUUCCUGAUGAGCUGCUGCGUGAUCUCCUCCCUGGGCCAGUGACGCUGGUCCUGGAACGCUCAGAGGCCCUCAACAAAGACCUGAACCCCUUCACCCCACUAGUUGGUAUUCGCAUCCCCAGUCACUGGUUCAUCAGAGAGCUGGCCAGAGCCUGUGCUGCCCCUCUCGCGUUAACGAGUGCAAACCUCAGUGAUGAAGGCAGCACCCUCACUGUCCUGGAGUUCCAAGAUCUCUGGCCUCACCUGUCGCUGGUCAUUGAUGGGGGCCCAAUUGGGAACAUCCAUAGACCAGAGUGCCGCCUAGGCUCCACUGUGGUUGACCUCUCUGUCCCAGGAAAGUUCAAGGUUAUUCGGCCAGGCUGUGCGCUUCCUCAGACUAUUGAAAUCCUGGUAGCCAAGCAUGGCCUGUCAACUGAGCUGCAUGGUUUAUGAAACACAUAGCAUCAGGCAGCUAAAUGCUCUUUGGCUCUUCAGGAAGUUCUUCCCAGUGAACGUGUUAAAGAAGAGUACAGGAUUUAAUACUGUCCUUCUCUGGUCCAAAGGGAGCCUCCCACAAGCUGAUUUCCACGACUCCCUUAUUGCUUGAAAGCCUGCCCUGCCUGUGACUCAUAAGGGCAUGGCCUGUGGAGGAAGCCCCGUCACCACCAUCCCCAGCCCCACACUCUCUCGGAUUUAAAGAAGGACCCACAUUGUUUUCAGUACCUAUAAGCAUUUGCUCCUUCUAAAUAACCUCUACACAGCAAGUUAGUUUUCUCUCUGUUCUUGGAAGAAGCUGGAUUGUACAAGUUGAACACUGACAGAUCCUGCUGUAGAGCAUUUGAGUAUCUGGGUAGGGAAGAACAAAUUCAGUUGAGACAAUGGACUUGUAGCAAGCAGGGAGUUGGGAGGUGGGGCCAAUCUUGUUAGUGGGAACCAGGCUGUCUUGUGUCCCCGGGCUCUGUGGAAAACGGAGGCAGAGUCCAGCCUGACCCUGACAGACCACAGGCUGCUUCUGGACCAAUGUCAUUAAAUGGAAUCAUUGUGCAGGU
Molecule: messenger RNA, 1424 nt
Organism: Elgaria multicarinata webbii
Lineage: Eukaryota; Metazoa; Chordata; Lepidosauria; Squamata; Anguidae
Gene: YRDC
Product: yrdC N6-threonylcarbamoyltransferase domain containing
Exons: 5
Coding region: 1-828 (275 amino acids)
Biological process (GO): regulation of translational fidelity
Cellular component (GO): cytoplasm
Molecular function (GO): double-stranded RNA binding; tRNA binding; nucleotidyltransferase activity
Source: RefSeq, a predicted model, not a curated record